Messenger RNA from Octopus bimaculoides (California two-spot octopus), 3536 nucleotides. Its product is annotated as protocadherin beta-15. The record is from RefSeq and is a predicted model, not a curated record. Gene Ontology annotation, biological process: homophilic cell-cell adhesion. Lineage: Eukaryota; Metazoa; Mollusca; Cephalopoda; Octopoda; Octopodidae. Gene Ontology annotation, molecular function: calcium ion binding. Gene Ontology annotation, cellular component: plasma membrane.
UCCUGCUGCUGCUCCUCCUCCUCCAUACCACAUCUCUAAUACAUCAACACACAGUUAUUGUCACACUGCUGCAGCAGAUAGACUGAUAACAACAGCAAUACAUACACACACACACAACACAACAAAACAACACUAGUCAACAAGGGAGACCUCUGAGUGGUUAAUCGAUCAGCUAGAAAUAGCAGCCAAAUCUCCCUCACUUCACAAAGCACCAUCCUAAAAGAAAGUCACAAUAUAUAAUGUGAUCCUAAAUACACUAUAACUGAAGGAAAAAAGAAACUGUGAUGGUCAUGGCUGGGAUGCCUUUACAUCAUCACAUGCCCAGGCAGAGUCCAGGGAUGCAUGUCUGCCUGAGUGCAGGUUGUGAACCCCAGCUUUACUUUUCCAGUGAACUAACAGACCGGUUCUAGUAUGAAGAAAGGUUUCCUAGAUUCCAAGAGUGCAUGGCUUCAAUAAAAGAACUUUGCCAAGAACUAUGUUGGUUUCUAUAUAUAUACUGAUAUCAUAUAUAUACUGUUUAUUCCAUGUAUGCCUGUGUGUGGAUAUUAUUUAUUACGUGGAAGAAGAGAAACAUUCAGGAAGUUUCAUUGGAGAUAUUGCAACAGAUUCGCACAUGUUCGAUGAAAUGACAUCAGAAAAUACAGAUCUAAGUUUUAGUGAACUGAAGCGGAAAAUAUCAAUGAAGAGUCAAUUAUUUAAUGUGACCAAGAAUGGUAAACUGUACACAGCCCAGGUUCUGGAUGCUGAAUCCCUUUGUACGGACUAUACAGAAUGUUUUAGAAUUAUUAAAGUUGCCAUCCGCAAAGCCAAAACCUUUAUGAAGAUCCUCAAAGUGAAAGUGAUUAUAGAGGAUAUCAAUGACAAUCGACCAGAGUUUCCUGAUAAAGAGAUCUCACUUCAAUUUUCUGAAGGUGAUGCUGUAGGAAUGACAAAAUCUAUUCCGAAUGCCAUCGACAAAGAUGUCAGCCUCCUCAAUUCUCAAAUUACUUACAAAUUAAGAAAUGAGAUUAGGAAUGAAAAUAUAUUUUCUCUGUUUGUGUCUCGAAGAGCUGAUGGAAUCUCUACUCUUGGAAUAGUCUUAGAGAAAAGACUUGACCGAGAAGCAAAAGAUAAUUAUAGAAUUCAAAUUGUUGCAACUGACAAAGGCUCCAAACCAAAGCAAAGUAUUUUGAAUGUUAGAAUUUCUGUAAAAGAUGAAAAUGACAACAGACCAAUUUUUUCCCCAAACAUAUACAAUAUUACAAUAAAACACACUCACAAAUUAAAAACACCUGUGAUUAUUUUGUCUGCUGUUGAUUUGGACAUAAAUAAUAAUGCUAGAGUUACUUAUCACUUCAGUCCCAAAACAUCAGACAUUGCCAAAAACUACUUUUUAUUAAAUUCAAGAACUGGAGAGGUUGUUUUAAUACAGAGUCCAAAAUUAAAUGAUAAAUUGCCUUAUAAAUUAUAUAUUGAAGCCAAAGAUGGAGGUAGUCCUCCACUUACUUCUAUAGCUACAGUUCUAGUGAAUGUUAUCAAUCAACACAAUAAUCCUCCAUCUAUUGAUAUUGAUUAUGUUUCUGCAAUCAAUGACAACACAGCUACCAUUUCUGAAGACAUCAAAGUCGGUAGUUUCAUUGCUUAUGUGAUGGUCACUGACAACGAUGUGGGACAAAAUGGAGAGGUCAGCUGUGAUAUCAAAGACAAUAAAUUUAAACUACAAUCCAUGGGGCCAAAAGAAUUUAAAGUUGUUAUGAAAAGUCAAGUUGACAGGGAAAUCCGAGACAACUUCAAUGUAACCAUCAUUUGUCACGAUAAAGGUUUUCCCUCCCUUAAAGCAGAAAAAACCUUCUCUAUCCAUGUUACGGACAUCAACGAUGUACGACCACAGUUUACCAAAGAAACUUUCCAGUUUCUCACAUAUGAAAACGAGGAGGGAAAUUUCCCAAUCGGUUUCGUCAAUGCUACAGACCCAGAUCUAGGCCCAGGUGGUCUCUUAACUUACACACUUAUUCCUAACAACAAUAAUUUUAACUUACCGUUCCACAUCACUGACUAUGGUUUUAUUUCAACAUCUGAAACGUUAGACAGAGAACAACAAAAUAUUUACAAAUUUCAAGUUUUGGUUAAAGAUAAUGGGAAAAUUGCUUUAAAUAACACAGCCAAUGUUGUUGUGGAAGUUUUAGAUGAAAAUGACAAUGCUCCAUAUUUUACAUUUCCUAGUGUCGACCCAUUUAAUCUUGAUGUCCACUACCAUCCCCAGAGUAAGAGUGACAUCACUGUACUAAGGGCCUCUGACAGAGACAGCGGCAAUAAUGCCUUUCUUAAGUAUGAAAUACUAAGUGGCAAUAAUAAACUCUUGUUUACAGUCAAUCACUACACAGGGUUGUUAGCUUUCUCACGGCCAGUUUACCAGAAUGAUGUAGGAACUUAUAAUUUAGUGUUUGCUAUCAAAGACAGUGGCAGUCCGGUUUUGUCUGCUACCACAACUAUCUCGCUAACUCUGACUGUUAGUAACAGCACAUCAACUAUGUUUGUAUCGGUCCCUUUACAAUCAGAUAACAUGAUAAAUCUUACCUGGGUUAUAAUUAUAGUCGUGGCAGCUGUGGUGGUGUCUGUAGCGGUUGUCAUUGCAAUUACUUUGUGCAUAAUAAGGUUUAAUAAUAAUAGAAAUGUAUUAAUGAGACAAGGGGAGGCACAGCCCUACCAAUCAAGGACAGAAAUGAGACAAUUAAUUUACCAAACAAAUAGCAAUCCUAUUCUUAUGGCGAGGAACACACAACAACUUCUAAACAGAAAUUCACUAUCUCUUGAAUCAACAAACCAGUUUUAUCCAGAAAUUAAAUCCCUCACAGACUGGAAGAAUUCAGCUUUGUUAUACAACCGGCCGAUAACUGUGACAUCAUAUGGUGAACCAACAGAACAGAAUGCAAUGACUGUUGCCAGUUAUCUCAGUGACACAUUAUCAACACGAGGAGGCGGCGGAGGAGGAGGUGGAGGAGGAGGGGAAUGUGAACUGACAUGGAAGGAGAGUCAGUAUGAAUCAACACGAGGAGGAGGAGGCGGUGGAGUAGGAGGAGGAGAGAAUGAACUGGCAUGGAAGGAGAGUCAGUAUGAAGAGAUUCCAGCCCUGGAAAACAUUGAAUACAGUUUAUCCCCAAAGCUCGACAGAAAACAGUGCCCAGAUGUAAACACUAAAUUCUUAUAGAGAAACUGCAGCAACAGAUCCAGAAAUUGGAAGAAUCUCAUGCAUGUUACUCCUACCUGAUUGAUCAACCAGUUCCACAGCAAACCAUCAGUCCGACAAAUAUUUGAACUCUUUACCUUCUGAUAUACACUGUCUCCUUUUGUGAAGUGACUUCCUCCAAUAAAUUAAUUCCAGUAAAUUUCUUCUCCAUUGCCCCAACACUACCAUCACCCCUGAUGCAAACUAGUUCCUCUCCAACUUGUGUUAAAGUUACUUUCAAAUACAUUUUUCUUCAAUCACACACAUUGUUUGCAGGCUUAAGGCAGAAAGUCCUUCCAUUUCACACAAAGAAUUAAACAAAAUAUAUUUC